AUGAGCGAUCCCGGCGACACACCAACAAACGCUACUGAGCUGACUGCACCCUCGCUCCAAAAAGAGGAUGAAGAAUUCUUCAUCAUCGACAGGUCAGAAGACACGUCGCUCUCUGUCUUCUGGGACGCAGUGACUCUUGCAGAGCUUGAAACAAUGUCAGAGGGCGAUCUCGAAAGGACAAGGACGGCAUGGCUAAAGUACAUUGACCAAUUUGGUGGUGUGGAAGACAGCAGCGGUCCACCGGAGGAGGACAAUGGUGGGUCACUCGACGGGCAGGAUGAGGCCUCCGCUGGCCCUGAUCCGAUUGAGCAUGAGUUCAUCAGGUGA
This is a messenger RNA of Cryptococcus amylolentus CBS 6039, 327 nucleotides long. RefSeq lists its product as hypothetical. Lineage: Eukaryota; Fungi; Basidiomycota; Tremellomycetes; Tremellales; Cryptococcaceae. Bases 1 to 327 code for a protein of 108 amino acids. The record is from RefSeq and is a predicted model, not a curated record. The transcript is spliced from 2 exons.